GGAGAAAAAAAAAGUUUUUUUUUAUCUGCCUUAUCAGCGCAACUGCGCACACGGGACAUCGAUGUUUUGAGAGUAUAGAAUCAUUCCUGUCUCUGUCUCACUGUGAGAGGAGCUUCCAUGGGGAUUAGUGAGAGUUUUUGGUAGAAAAAUUCUGGACAUUUCAUUUGUUGUACUUCACCGAUUUGGGAUGAUAAAUAUUUGAUGAGAUGAAUAAUACGUGAAGUGCAGGAGGGUGUGUGACUGACCAAGUCAUCAGUAUCAUGUAUUAGGUUCAACCGCGUGGGAUGUAGGUGAUAAGGGGAGAAGACAAGAGAAACAGUGACUGGGAAUUUUUCUGGACAAAAAUUAUCACAUUGCGCUUGGUGGAGUGUUGAGUGCGUUGAGUGUUUUGCUGUUCAACGAACAUUUUCUUAUUGGAUUUUUCAUUUGAAAUUGCGUGAUUGUGUGUGGGGAAAUCAAUAGGAAAAGAAAAAGUUGAAAGUUAUAGGGAUACUUCUUUUGUGGUGGAGCACGAAGUGGGAGCAGAUUGAAGGUGGUGUUUGUGGUCAAUAUUGUGCACUUUCUGACCAUUCCAUCGACUCUCUGUGUAGAAAGUUUGUGGCCAAAGAGGGGCCUCCUCAAGGGAAGCAGGUCUCCACAUUUUUCCGUGAAGGGGUAGGUGCUCAUGGCUAAUACAUUAUUCUGCCCACUCAGCUUGAGCAUUUGGGAAGGAAAAUUGCGUGAGUCAGAGUGAGAGAGAAUAAGGUCGGCUACACAAUUGACGACAAAUAUUUUGCCAAAGUGAAUGGGUGUAUGACUUAUCAGUGAAGGGUGGAAAAGGAGGGAAAAUCGAUAGUGAGUGGCUCUGAAAAGAGCCGGGAAAAGGCCAAAAGGAAGAAGAAGAAGAAAGGCAGAGGAGAAAGAGAAAAGCACAAGAAAAAGCCCCCCAAGUGUCUCACAGUUUUCUACAUUUUCUGCGGUGGGGUAGGAGAAAAUUCCUGUCUCUCCGCAAUUUUCUUUUUUUUUAUACAUUGUCUGUGUGUGUAUGUGUGUGACCCAAAUUUCCCAUAUGCCAUCGUCAAGUGCAUCAACGUUUGGUAAGAGUACCACAAGUAUCAGCAUCAGGAGACGACCAUUUGUAUUCCUGUCCAAUCUGCUGCGUCGCAGGAAGGUGCUGGAGAUCGAUGAUAUGAUGUUUGAACGGGGAAAUCGAGAAAUGAACCAGAGAGCUCGUUCUGAACCAUCAGUGAUAAGCUACAGUUGCACGCAAAUGAAUGCGGCCACAAAAGCGGCUUCACCGUCAAUAUCCACCCUCACACUCACUCCUGGUCGAUGUCGUGACAUUGAUCAGGACAUGCAGGCUCUGAGGCUGUCACGGCAGGACAAUCCUUUCGUGCAGAAAAUCAUUGCGAGUCGAGAGAGUUUGGUGGAUACAUUGGAGGAUACUGUCUCCGAUGAUGCCAUUCUCAUGUCACAGGAGUUUAAUCCUGAACUUGAGUCUGAUCCCUUUACACUUCCUGAAGUUCAGGAGCACAUGAUAAGAUCACCACCACCGACAACGUGGCCAAGAUCACCACACUUCAGUAUAUUCAAUUUCUCGCAGGAGAAUGUCCUGACAGUGAGUUCUCAAGGCUCCCAGAGCAGUGAGGACGAAGGACCAAACUCCAACACAAGAUCCCGACUGAAUGAGAUUUUCUCACCGAAUCGACAGAUUCAGGUGACAACGGCAGAAAUUUCUCCUGCGCCAAAGAAUGCAAUGAAUAAGAAUAAAAAUUGCGUUUUACUGAAGGAACACGGCGGAACAGCCCUUCCUCGUCCACAUAGUGCUCAUCAUUGUGAACCAGAUCGGUCAACAAUUCCGCGUCCUCUUAGUCACUAUGAAGGACCUCUUAGUGUGCGAAAUUUCAAAUAAAUAAAAAACUUUUCGUGAUGAUAAAAGAGCAAGCAUGAUUGAAAUUUUUAGCUACAAUUAAUAAAAAAUUAAAGAAAAAAUGAAAUUCCUGCAAGAUAGAACUUGAUAUUCAUUAGUUUUAGGAUAAAAAAGAAUAUUUAUGAAAUCAAAAUAUCUUUAUUUAUGAGUAAUUAUUUAAGAAAAAUAUUUUUGUGAUUGUUUUUUCAAUUUGAUUUUUUUCAUUGUAAUACCCAUGAAGAAAAAUAGAUAAUAGCCAAGUGAUAUGCAAUACUUUUAAAAGAGAAACUUAUUAGAGAAUUGAUGCUGAACUUACUGAAUAGAUGAAAUAAUUAUUCAAGAAACAAAAAAGAAACAAUAAAUCUGAAAAUUAACAAAAAUACGCGCAUUUGAGAGAUUAAAAGAUUAAAACGUUGAUAAAAAAAAAGAAAAAUAUUUGAUAUUGGAGAAAAAGACAGUGAAAUUAGUCAAUUUACCGGAUUUUGAGAAAUAAUAGAAGAAAAAUAAAUUAAAUUUAAUAAAAGAAAAUUUAGCAUAUAAAAUACUGUUCCAUAGAAUUCCAUUAAUUUAUAUCAGUGUUGAAUAUUUGAGACAAUUGAGAGAAAGAUUAAAACAAAAAGCAUGUACGAUUGAUAUUCAUUAAGAGUAAAUUUAUAUUCCAAGUUUUUCAAUCGGAUAUCAGGGAGAAAUAAUUUUCUACUUUUUUUCUUAAUUGUUCACUAACACCAAAUAAAUGUUUCCAUUUGAUUAAAUUUUUCACUAAAAUUCUGUUCCUCUUUUGCAGUUUUAAAUGGAUAAAUUAAAAAAAAAAGUGUAUGAUGAAAUAAAAAUGACUCAAAGUCGAUC
Molecule: messenger RNA, 2734 nt
Organism: Phlebotomus papatasi
Lineage: Eukaryota; Metazoa; Arthropoda; Insecta; Diptera; Psychodidae
Exons: 4
Coding region: 1025-1891 (288 amino acids)
Source: RefSeq, a predicted model, not a curated record